Psylliodes chrysocephalus is the source of this 7251-nucleotide messenger RNA. NCBI's taxonomy places the organism in Eukaryota, Metazoa, Arthropoda, Insecta, Coleoptera, Chrysomelidae. The record is from the annotation of a GenBank genome assembly.
GCCGGUUUAAGACCAGCCAUCGGGGUCACAUCGAGACAUUUUAAAUCAGUUUCAUUCAAUUAUUUAAUAAUUAAACUGUAAUUAGAUAGUUGAACAGUGCAAGUGCGGUUGAUUAGCCUCGUCCAAGUCGCCCGGGAUACGAUUACCGGGAUAAUUCCAGACGCGCCUACAGCAUUUCAGCCAUUUUCUUUUUCAUUUUGAUAUCACAAUCGCGAUGCUAAUUCAAUUCGUUUCCAGUGACAAUUAUCGAUAAUUCGACGAAGGUAUUGAAUAAGGGUUUUAUCGCUCUCGAGGAAUUACUGGGUUAGGAAGGUUGUCUCUCAAGCAAUUUUGAUUCGAGUGUUGCGAGUUGUACUCCUGACUGGAAAUAUUGAUUCGACGUGUGUAAAAUACAACCUACAACCGAAAGAUUCCCGUUGAUAAAUUUUCGUGAAAAUGCAGCGAUUUUGGAUCGGGCUAAAUUACGGGAAGUUUUUUACUAAAUUGUUCAAGAAUAGGUGAUCAUGAAUGUAUACAGAUAGACAACCCAGAGCUGAUCUGGUAUGCAGUGGCGGAAAUUGGCGCGCUCGAAGAUCACUUCCGGUCGGUCACGCACGCGCAACAUGCUCUGCUGUGGCCGCAGAAAGGAUAAUGGACGCGAGGCUCUUGAUCUCACAGCGUCCCCAUUGCGGGCACCGGCGGCUGCACCAAAUUCGAGGACCCCUCACCCUCCGCCAAUGGUCAUACAGGGAGAUUUCAGAAAGGUGUCAGGAAUCAGCAGUGAGAUUUUCAAGCAGAUAGAAACAGUAGAAAACGAUCACGAUGCGUCGACAGCGGCCGCCUUGGAUCACGUGGAAAGACGCGGUGAGAUGAUAGUACGCAUCCUGGAGGCUAGGCAACUAGGCAGAACAACGAACGGAGACGCCGUCAAGAGAUUCACGGCCAUGCAGGAUGCCAAGCACACGGUGCAGUUCGUCGAAAUCGUGAAGAGACCCGGCCAAACUCUGGGUCUGUACAUCAGGGAAGGCAAUGGAAUUGACAGGAACGACGGGGUGUUCAUAUCGAGGAUAGCGCUGGAAUCUGCGGUGUAUAACAGUGGGUGUCUUAAGGUGGGCGACGAAAUCUUAGCCGUAAAUCUGGUCGACGUGACUCGCAUGAGCCUGGACGACGUCGUCAUCAUCAUGUCGAUACCCAGGCGACUCGUAUUGGCGACUCGGCAACGAAAAGCGACCAAGGGUGGGCAGAGUUCGCCGAGCGUGCAGCCCCGAGCCGAGCACAAACCCCCUCCCGUAGUCGUUAUCAAAAGAGAACUGAGGGAAGACGAGACUGAUGAUGGGGAUCUCGAUCACAGGGACUCCAUUCGACAACGCCACACUGGUGAUGGUCGAGAAAUGUCUGAAUCCAGGUCCAGAUUGGGCUUAGGUCUGUCUACUUUGGAUUCACGCCACACUGCCCAACAGGCUGUUGACUCAAACGGUCUAGAUCUCUACUAUAACAGCCGACCGCCCGACACGAAUUGGGGCUACCAGCCCCCGCCUCCUGUCAUCACCGAGCAGCCCAAGUCCAGCAUGCAACACUUCCAACCGUACGAACGAAGUUACCCGAACACGCUCGAAAGUCUGGCCGAAAAGGUGCACUCGUUCGGUAUGAGCAGGAGGAUGUCCGCAGGCGGGCAACCUCUGGGUCCGAGAAUAUCUUCCCAGCAAAGCCCUUCCUCUCACUACUACGUUCAACACGCCGGCACUGGUAGUCGAAGAAUCAUGCCCAGAUCCGGGUCCGAUCAACACCUCCCUCAAACAGAGUACUGUGACUAUACCAGCAUCACCCAAGCUGGUAGGCACAGUUUACUGCGCAGCAGUCUUAAAUCAGGAUCGACUUUAAGCAGAUACAAUCAAAGGUUUGUGGACCAGGCAGCCGUAGCGGCUCAAAUAGCCCAAGCAAAAUACGGUACCAGCGGUUCGCAGUACCCUGCUGCUAGUACGAUGCGUCGAACUAGGGGUAGCUUAGAUUAUUCCAGCGAUACCGAGGCUACGUCCGGUAGGGCGGGUUACUACUAUUACGGGCGAAAUCAAGGCGGCGCGACGACAGCCGGCAUCCCCCACAGCACGAUUCCGACAUUAGGUCGUCAAAAUUCUAUGGGAACGGCGGACAUCGCGAACAAAUUUAAUUCGCUGCCGCGAGACACCAGAGCGGCGUCAAGAUUGGCAAUGAAUAAAAGAUUCGGCGGAGAUCGAAGCGUGUCUCUAAUACAAGACGAAGGUGAUGGGGCGCUUUCGGCGCCCGAGAUGCCUUCCACCAUUAGAAGGGAUAGAGAUGAGUACAGGCAAUGGUUGAGCAGAACUCCGUCUACGUCGGCCAUCUACGAGCAAAUCAGAGCUUCUAGAGACGUUUUGAACCAACAGAGAGCAGCGAGGUUCACCUACAGCGCCGAGAAUAUUCACGAUGCACUCAAAAAUAUGGAGAGUGGGUUAUACAGCGGGUACGGACGUCCAGGAACGACUUCGACUUUAGACAGGCAUUUUCCUAGGUCGCAAACGUCAAGCAUUCCAGCGAGAUCAUUAUCAACUCAACAUAUCACAUCAGCUCUUAGUAGUUCGAGAUCUCCAUCGAUGCGUCGCAUGCGACAACUCCUCGACCUGGAUUCCGUGCGAACGGGGGCCCCCAGUCCGGUGCCGACACCUAGCGGGACUCUUCCGAGAGGUCAGAGACAGCUCGAUAUCAAUCCCGCUGAAUUCCUUAAAUACAAGCUGGACAAACCGACGGGGCUAGUAGGAGGGACUUCUAUGACAGGUCUUUCACAACUAGCAGCCGGUCCUGGCGGUAUAUCGUCCGAUGAACCAAUCAGCGGCAUGCUCUGGGUGCACCUACUCGCAGGUAGAGGGCUCAGGCCUUCUACGGGAACCUCGGCAGCCACCACACCCGUAACACCAAGCGGGGGAACUCCAAGUAUAACAGGUCCGACCGCUGUUAGGGAUCUCUACUGCGUGUUGGAGUGCGAUCGUGUACAUAAAGCUCGUACAGUGGUAAGGACGGGAGACCUCGUGUUCGACUGGGACGAAAGUUUCGAACUUGAUUUGGUCAACAACAGGGAGUUGGACCUGUUGAUCUAUUCCUGGGAUCCUCAGUACAGGCACAAACUGUGCUACAAAGGCUCCGUUUAUUUGCCCACUCUGCUCAAGUCCGGCCCUAUACACCAGUUAGCGCUUAAAAUUGAACCUAGAGGCACAUUAUAUUUGAGACUGAGACAUACUGAUUCCCAAAAUUUAUAUCGAAGACGACCUCUUUCUACAUUAACUUUAUCUAGAACCACGCCACUUUUUGGUGUGGAUUUAGAAACUGUGGUAAAUCGAGAAAGUAAGACUGGUGGUGUUCCCGGUGGUGUAGCGACAGGACUAGUGACUAGUUCGCAACAUAACAUUCCUAUAAUCAUUAGGAGAUGCGUCGAAGAAGUUGAAAGGAGAGGCCUAGAUAUUAUAGGCCUUUACCGACUGUGCGGGUCAGCGACCAAGAAGAGGAUCCUGCGCGAAGCCUUCGAAAGGAACAGCCGGUCCGUGGACCUAAGUCCGGACAACGUGCCGGACAUCAACGUGAUCACGGGCGUGCUUAAAGACUAUUUACGCGAAUUGCCUGAACCGUUGUUCACCAAAUGUCUGUACCAGAUGAUGGUGGACGCUCUGAGCGUUUGCUUGCCCGACGAUCCGGAGGGCAACGCGAAACUGAUGUUCUCCAUAUUGGAUUGCUUGCCGAGAAUCAACAGGGCUACCCUGAUAUUCCUGAUGGACCACCUCGCUUUGGUCGUAUCAGCAUCCGAUCGUAAUAAGAUGUCCGCCCAAAAUUUGGCGACUGCUCUAGCGCCGCCGCUGAUGCUGCAAACCAGCGACACCAUGACCCCGACGGCCACCAGCAAACCCCACUACGAAAUCGACUAUCACCAACCCAUCAGCGUACUCAAAUACCUCCUGCAAAUUUGGCCGACGCCCAAGCACCAUCACUCAGGUCGUCGCGGCAGGCCAUCCGGGCCGCGUGGAGACAGUCGCAGUGCGUGUCCUCAGGCGGCGGCGGCAGCGGCGGCGCAAGCGGGGGCGGCGGUGGGCCGCGAGCCGUCUCGGCUCUCAGCGGCUCCGUUUCCUCCUCCUCCUCGCUCAGCAGUCUCGGGCCCGCGCGGCCCACAGCCACAGGUCCCAUUACACCAGAUACUAGGCCAAUCAUCAGCAAGCAAAGGUCCCUACCGUCCACUAUCCCCUCGGGUAGGGCCGCAAGCCACUUCCUCGGCCGUAGCGCUUCGGCCGCGACAGGUGAUAGUCUCUUCGCCAGGCUCUCCAAGCAGCAGUAGCGACAGCCAGAGCGGUUCUGAAUCCGUCAAACACUGCCUACCCAGCCGCGUCAGUUCGCCCAUCAUCAGAGCCUCGCCCUCUGCGCAAACGAUGCUGCGAUCGUCUCCGUCUGUCACCAUCAGCUCGCCGGGUCUCAGACACUCGCCUUCGAUCACCAGCUCCGUGUCAGGAGGUUCUCCGGGUCCUAGAAACUCGCCAUCGAUAUCCAGUUUGAGUAGAGCUGGUCAGGUAUCUAGAUCUAGUUCGCCGGCAAUGCAAGCCAGUAGCGCUGGAUUAAAUGUUACACUAGGUGGUGCAACGCCGUCUUUUACUUCGACUUUGAGCAGCUAUCAGAGCUCUUUGAGCGGUAAUACGCCUACAAGUUAUUGGAGUUACUCGCAACCGUCUUCUUAUUCGCAACAAUCUUCUUAUACUCAACCACCAACUUAUUCCAGUACCAAUCCGUUUCUGACGGGUUCGUAUAUGAGUUACACUCCUGGUGAAGCUAAUUUUGCUGAGAAGUUCAACACCAUCGGUCCUUCAAAGGAGAUUAAAUCGUUUUUUGAUACUUAUACCAGUGAUAGUAAUAAAUAUUCUACGAUGAAUCCCAAGACAACAUCGUACGACACUGAUUACCUCUACUCAACAUCUGAUGUCAAAACCAAUGGAGUCUCAAGCCGUUACAUCGAUAAAUCCUACCUUAAUGGUACUUACUCAACGGAUUUGAAGUACGGCAGUACUAAAUCAUCAUCUAACUACGACAUGAGUCCAAAUAUCGUUCAAAGUACCAAUAAUUCAACUUCUGGACUUCUUAACGUCGAAGAAACUCCGACACCGACUAGCAGCAUCGAAACUGAGGACAGCAACACCAGAGAGGUGGGCGAGAAGGACGUCGAAGGUGAUGGGGAACAAAGUGACUGAAUUUAUUAUCGUUAAUGAGUAAUAAUCACUUUUUAAAAACGGUGAAAGCACAAAUAAAGACGUAAUUUUUUUUAGGUAUGUCACUCAUUAUUCGUUGUAUUUACCAUUGUAACUUCGUUCAUUGGGAUAUUUGUAAUAAAUGCGGUAAUGAGAUAGGACGGUUGAUGCUGGGUUGAGGGAAAUUAAAUGGUAAGUAGCAUAGUAGGAGAUCAAAAUUAACUUCGAUUCUAUUAAAUGUCUGAUUAGUACAGAAUAGAGUAAUUAUCCUUAAAUCGAUCCUACUGACUGCGCCAAUUUUUUAAUGUAGGAUUAUUCCUACUUGAGCUUUUACCGUUUGAUUUUCGACCCGCACCGUAUACACCGUUCGAAAUUAAAUGAAUGUAUUGCUUACUAGAAAUCAAACUGAAUCAAUAGGUAUCAUUGUUAUCUAAAUAUUUAAAUUUUAGUUGUUAGUUAAAACAUAAAAAAAACAAUAUUUAUUAAAACGAAUAGAAUUUUAAAUGGUAUACAUAUUAGCAAAUAAUUGUUACGUGUGUUGCACAAGUACUUUUACGUUUGUUCUGUUACCGAUCUGCAUACAGUAUGAUUUAAAAAGCUUGACCAGAUCGUCCAUUUCUUUGAAAUCUCCUAACAACUAAUUAUUUUCCGUACAAGCUUUUUGAAUAAUACUGUAUACGUUCUGUCAAAGUGUGAUAUUCACUCGAUCUUACAUGCAGGCUUUUCUAGACACUUCCCGAUCGAUUAUAUCGAUAUUAAGAACAUUGAUUUCGAUAUAACCGUUAGCUGACUGUUUUCUGGAAACCUACAAUCCCUCGAAUUGUCCCAUACCAACAUGCCCAAUGUGAAACAAACUCUACUUAUACAAGAGGUUAAUUUUGUAACAAUUUUUGACAGAUAACUCACUUGGGCUUCCCAGAAUUCUGCUAGCCAAAUUUCUUAUCGAAAUCAAAUAGUAAUUUUACGUCUGAAGCCGUUUUUGGCGUUUAAAAACGUUAAGCAGACAUUUUGAAGUUUCUUGUUAUGAAAUUAUGUAAUGUUAAAUUUGUUAAAAACUUUCAAAUAGACAAAAUCAAUCUUUAAAUAAACAAAAAAGAAAUUUAAAAAAUCUGAUUGUGGUACAAUAUUGUCCCAAAAAGUAUUUAUUAUUUGUGGGAAAUGGUUAAAAAGCCAUUAUAUUUGUUAAAAGGUCAAUACAUUGUCUCGACAUCACUAUUUAUUGGGUAGGCAAUGUAGAUACCCAUAUUUGACAGUUUGAAAUAAAGUUCCUACAUUUUGUUCCGAGUAAAGUUAGCUAUGACUUUACAGAAUGGUUGCAAAUGGUUGUUAAGGCUUAUAUUUGAAAAAUAGCGAUGUUGAUUUGGAUUUUAAUCCUGCAAGGUAAGUGGUUUUAAUAAAAAUUGGUUUUAUAGCGUUUUUCUGGGAAAGCUCAAGACACCUAAUUGCCAAAAUAGUCUGGAUUAUAUACAAUAACCUAUUUUUUUAAUAAACUACAUGUUGGUUUUAGUUUGGGAUAGACACUUUGUUUAUUUGCGUCACUAUGAAAUGCCUGUAAGAAUAUUUAAAAUUUGAUGACAACGUAGACAAUUAGGGAGGUCUGUUUUUUUAUUAAAGUUGGUUGAAUAGAAAAAAUGAUUACCCUGUAUGCAUAUAUAAGUUUCAUGGUUAAGAUUUAAAAUAAAGAAUAUUUUUCAAUAUGCAGGUCAAUGACCUGCUCAUUUUGCACCCCCAUAGUACAUCUACUUUCUAAAAAAAAAUUCUUACUGAAGCAUUUCAAAAGUGACUUUAUAUUUUUAUUUGAAUUAAAAUGAGAUAUAUUGCACAAACAAAAUACUAUUGUAAAAAAUAAAACAAACAUCACUGCCAUGUAACGUAUUUUAGGCAGGUUUUCCAACUAGUAUUACCUCUAGCGAAAACUAUUUUGAAUAAAUACCUACGAAUGGAAUUUGUAGAGUUUGUGGUUAUUUAAUUUUUUUCUAGAAUUUGUAAUUUUUCAAAUGAUAAUAACCCUUAAAGAAAAAUCGCUUAUUACAAGGUGGUC